This is a messenger RNA of Peromyscus leucopus (white-footed mouse), 2192 nucleotides long. It is a transcript of the gene Eif2ak1, whose product is annotated as eukaryotic translation initiation factor 2 alpha kinase 1. The transcript is spliced from 15 exons. Gene Ontology annotation, biological process: protein phosphorylation. Gene Ontology annotation, molecular function: ATP binding; protein kinase activity. NCBI's taxonomy places the organism in Eukaryota, Metazoa, Chordata, Mammalia, Rodentia, Cricetidae. The record is from RefSeq and is a predicted model, not a curated record. The coding region runs from base 82 to 1944 and encodes 620 amino acids.
ACUUCCGGCUCGGGGAAGGGGAUUGCGGCCGACAGCGUUAUCGGAGACGCAGAGGACGGCUGCUGUCCGCUCGCCGCGGCGAUGCUGGGGGGCAGCUCCGGGGAUGGCGAGCGCGACACCGACGACGAUGCGGCGGGGGCGGUGGCCGCACCCCCUGCCAUCGACUUCCCUGCAGAGGUCUCGGACCCCAAGUAUGAUGAGUCGGAUGUCCCAGCCGAACUCCAAGUGUUAAAAGAACCCCUGCAGCAGCCCACGUUCCCCUUCGUAGUGGCAAACCAGCUACUGCUUGUCUCCUUGCUGGAACACUUGAGCCAUGUGCAUGAGCCAAACCCCCUUCAUUCAAAACAGGUGUUUAAAUUACUCUGCCAGACUUUUAUCAAGAUGGGGCUGCUGUCCUCCUUCACCUGCAGUGAUGAGUUUAGCUCCCUGAGACUGCACCACAACAGGGCCAUCACCCAUUUAAUGAGGUCUGCCAGAGAGAGAGUGCGCCAGGAUCCUUGUGAAGAUAAUUCUUACAUGCAGAAAAUCAGAUCCAGGGAGAUAGCUUUUGAAGCACAAACCUCACGCUACUUAAAUGAAUUUGAAGAGCUUGCCAUCUUAGGAAAAGGAGGAUAUGGAAGAGUAUACAAGGUCCGGAACAAAUUAGAUGGUCAGCAUUAUGCAAUUAAGAAAAUCCUGAUUAACAGUGCAACUAAAACAGACUGUAUGAAGGUGCUGCGAGAAGUAAAGGUUCUGGCAGGUCUCCAACACCCCAACAUUGUUGGCUAUCACACUGCAUGGAUAGAACAUGUUCAUGUGGUUCGGCCACAAGACAGAGUUCCCAUUCAACUGCCCUCUCUUGAAGUGCUGUCGGAGCAUGAAGGGGACAGAGAUCAAGGUGAUGUCAAAGACAAUGAAAGCAGCUCAUCCAUUAUCUUUGCUGAACUCACCUCAGAAAAAGAAAAACCUUUUGGUGAAUCUGACAUUAAAAAUGAGAAUAACAACUUGGUGAGCUACACUGCUGAUUUAGUGAUCAGGAACAGCAGUGAAUUUGAAUCAUCCGUUGAGCUCCAAGAAAAUGACUUGACCGAUUUGUCUAUCAGACCAGUUGUCAAGCAUCAGCUGCCACUGGGGCAUAACUCAGACUUGGAAGGGAAUUCUAUAUCCACGGAUGAGUCCUCUGAAGGCAAUUUGAACCUGCUGGAGCAGACAGAGGUUCGGUACCACCUGAUGCUGCACAUCCAGAUGCAGCUGUGUGAGCUGUCCCUGUGGGACUGGAUAGCCGAGAGGAACAAGCGGAGCCGGGAGUAUGUGGAUGAAGCUGCCUGUCCCUACGUUAUGGCCAGUGUUGCAACAAAAAUAUUUCAAGAAUUGGUGGAAGGUGUCUUUUACAUACAUAACAUGGGCAUUGUCCACAGAGAUCUGAAGCCUAGAAAUAUUUUUCUUCAUGGCCCUGAUCAGCAAGUAAAAAUAGGAGACUUUGGUCUGGCCUGUGCAGACAUCAUACAGAAGAGCUCAGACUGGACCAGCAGAAAUGGAAAGGGAAUGCCGACACAUACGUCCAGAGUGGGGACCUGUCUGUAUGCGUCACCCGAACAGUUGGAAGGAUCCGAGUAUGAUGCCAAGUCAGAUAUGUAUAGCCUGGGUGUGAUCCUGCUCGAGCUCUUUCAGCCAUUCGGGACAGAAAUGGAGCGAGCAACAGUCUUAACAGGCAUAAGGACUGGUCGGAUACCCGAAUCCCUUAGUAAAAGGUGUCCCGUGCAAGCCAAGUAUAUCCAGCUCCUAACUGGGAGGAAUGCAUCACAGAGACCGUCUGCUCUUCAGCUGCUGCAGAGUGAACUUUUCCAGACAACUGGAAAUGUUAAUCUCACAUUGCAGAUGAAGAUAAUAGAGCAAGAGAAGGAAAUUGAAGAACUAAAGAGGCAACUCAGCCUCCUUUCCCAGGACAAAGGGCUGAAGGGAUGAGAGGGAAAGUGGGGGCCUACCUGUGUAGCCUGAAUUAUGCUGCCCACCAUGGGAAAGUGGACUUACACUCUUAAAAUAGUCAACAGCAAUGUAAAUUUUCAACCCUUAACUGGGGACAGAUGGUGUUAUUCCCAGUUGUACUUAGCAAACCUAUGCAAAGAUAUAAAAGGACCCCCAGCUUCCUUUUCCUCAAGGAACCCUUUCAUGACCCAAGACUGCACUAAAUUGAGCCUGUUCCUCCUGCCCUC